Molecule: messenger RNA, 402 nt
Organism: Eremothecium sinecaudum
Lineage: Eukaryota; Fungi; Ascomycota; Saccharomycetes; Saccharomycetales; Saccharomycetaceae
Gene: HTZ1
Product: histone H2AZ
Exons: 1
Coding region: 1-402 (133 amino acids)
Cellular component (GO): nucleosome
Molecular function (GO): protein heterodimerization activity; structural constituent of chromatin; DNA binding
Source: RefSeq, a predicted model, not a curated record
AUGUCAGGAAAGGUACACGGAGGUAAAGGUAAGUCAGGAGCUAAGGAUGGUGGCUCCUUAAGAUCACAGUCGCACUCUGCAAGGGCGGGAUUACAAUUCCCAGUGGGAAGAAUCAAGCGGUAUUUAAAGAGAAACGCGGCUGGAAAAACGCGUGUUGGUUCCAAGGCGGCUAUAUACUUGACUGCUGUGCUUGAAUAUCUAACUGCAGAAGUAUUGGAAUUAGCAGGUAAUGCAGCAAAGGAUUUAAAAGUAAAGAGAAUCACACCAAGGCAUUUGCAAUUAGCAAUUAGAGGGGAUGAUGAGUUAGACUCGUUGAUUAGAGCCACAAUUGCUUCUGGUGGUGUUCUACCACAUAUAAAUAAAGCUUUACUAUUGAAAGUUGAGAAAAAGAGUCACAAAUGA